AGAAUUCCGGGCGGAAUUCCGCGGUGUGAACUUUAACAUUAGUGUGAACGGGUUUCCGCGAGACCCGUUCACACUGCGGAAUUUCAGCGGCGGACAUUUCCGCCGCUGAAAGUGUUCCGCGCAAAGAAAGAACAUGUUCAUUCUUUGCGCGGAUUCCGCGAGCACUACAUAGCUGUCAAUGGUGACGCCUCAGUGCCCCGCGGCCCUAGCGCCGAAGUACUUUCAUCCGCGAGAAAUCCGACGUGUGAACGCACCCCAAGUCUGAAAUUUUGAGGGUAAAAUGUGAGUGAAUGGGUCUUCCAUCAACCAAUUCACACUGCGGAACGUUCUAGAUGGGAUUUCUGUCCAAAAAAUUCCGUUCUAAAAAUUCUGAACUCACUCAACGUUCUGUCGGAAUCCGCGCCACAGACAUUGCCGUCUAUCGGGGAGGCCCCACUCGGAAUAUUGUCUGUAGUGUGAACAUGGCCUAUGAGGAAACCUGUGAGGAGAACUGGAGAUUAUAAACUCCAUCAUUGCUUUUGGUUGCUAUGGGCAACAAGGCCACUUUCCCUCAGAGAUUUGCUAAACUUUAUAUAAACACAGACAAACGAACACUCAGCCCGGUUUCUGUCUUCGAAAUUUCCCCACGUGAUAAGUGACGUCAUUUUACCGACUACCACCUGACAGCCGCCUCGGGUAUUACCAAUACAAGUCCAGACAAGUCCCGGGAAGCCCCGCGCUCGCCUUCUCUCCCUCCCCGUACACGUCCAGUCACGCCCGGGCAGGAGACACAGUGCGCAGCCCGGACAUUACACACUGAUGGGGGGAAAAAAACCGCAGCUAAACCGCAGCCAUACAAAUACACGGAACCCCCUGGAUUCCACGGUCCUGACUCGUUACCCACCCACGUGUCUCCGCUUCCGCAUUCUAACCACGCCCAUUUCGUCAAGGAACCACGCCCACCCAGCUGACUCGCCGCGGCCACGCCCAGAAAGUGUGUUUGCUCUGGAGUGAGAGGACGGGGAGCGGAGGAGUGCGCACUCAGCGUCUCGGACGGGACUUGGAAAUAGCUAAUGCCUACGGUGCGGGAGGAAGAGCCGGAUGACCUUGGACAACGCCAAUAAGCAGAUAUGGCAUCUGUAAACAAAAAUGGUAGCAACUCGCGCCUGCAAAGCCGGAAACCGCCCAACCUCUCCAUUACUAUCCCUCCUACAGAAGCCGAGCGGGAGGCCAAGCAGUUACGGCCUCUUACCAAACCACUGUACCAAAAGAGCGUCAGCCUGCAAGAACCAAGGCGGGUAGAAGAUGGCGCCGCAGGGGAUAGGCCGGGCUUCAGAAGACAGACGUCACUUUCACAGAGCAUAAGAAAAGGCACGGCGCAGUGGUUCGGCGUGAGCAAUGACUGGGAAGGGAAGAGACAACAGUGGCAGCGCAAAAGUCUUCGCCACUGCAGCCUCCGCUAUGGAAAACUUAAACCCCAGUACCAAAGGGACAUGGAGCUGCCGAGCCAGGAAACGCCAUCUUUCCAGACCACGGAGUCUCCUGCCACCUGCCGGCUGCCCAAGAUUGUGGACCCGUUGGCGCGAGGACGUGCGUUUCGACAUCUGGAUGAGGUGGACCGGCCGAGAACCCCCCACACGGGAGUGGCCCCGGUGACUCCUGGAAUGAUGUCGCUGACGUCUUUCACCAGCGUACGGUCGGGGUACACCCGUUUGCCACGACGUAAGAGGGAAAGCGUGGCACACAUGAGCUUCCGUGCUGCAGCUGCUAUUAUUAAGGGUCGCCCUAUACUGGACACCCCCCACAGCCGAAAAGCUGGGCAGAAGUCCAGCUUUGCUUAUCCUAGUUAUAUGGAUGAAGAUACAGUAGAUGGUCCAGACACACUUGAUUCCUCCUUCUUCAGUAAGGUUGAUAUGCACGAUGAAGCAUUCUCCAUGCCUGAUGAUGUCUUUGAAUCUCCUCCCCUAUCUGCGGCUUUUAGGGCUCAAAUGCCGACUCCUGAAGAUAAGUCAGAGGGACCCAUCACUACUGCUAAAGAUUUGAAGCCAUCUCCGACUUUACCGGGCCACCCGCGUAGAGGGAAGCGCAUUGCGUCUCAGGUCAAGCAUUUCGCGUUCGACCGGAAGAAGCGCAGUUAUGGCUUGGGAGUGGUGGGGAACUGGUUAAAUAGGACGUACAGGAGGAGUAUCAGCAGCACUGUGCAGACCCAGCUGGAACAUAUCGACAGCCACAGGCCUUAUUUCACUUACUGGAUCACAUUUGUUCAUUUGCUUAUCACUCUUUUAGCCAUUGGUACAUAUGGCAUCGCCCCCAUUGGAUUUGCACAGCACACCACCACCGAACUGGUCUUACGGAAUAAAGGUGUAUACGAAAGUGUCAAGUACAUACAACAAGAAAACUUCUGGAUAGGUCCGAGCUCCAUCUCUCUCAUCCACUUGGGCGCCAAGUUUUCCCCCUGCAUACGGAGAGACGUCCAAAUCGAGAACCUGAUAAAAAGAGAACACGACCUGGAACGCCAGUCCGGCUGCUGCAUUCAGAAUGAUAAUUCCGGCUGCGUACAAACACAACGUCGGGAGUGCUCGGAAACCUUGGCUACUUUCAUAAAGUGGCCGGAACAUAAUGCUCCUUUGCUGUAUGAGAAGGAUGGUGAGAGCAGAGUGUCUGGUGCAGUGUGUCAUCAGGACCCCCGGACUUGUGAAGAGCCUGCAUCCAUUACCCCCCACGUCUGGGCCGAUGACAUCACUAAGUGGCCGAUUUGCACGUACCAACCCAAAAACAACCACACUGGCUUGAAACACAUGGAUUGUGAAAUCAAAGGAAGACCCUGUUGCAUUGGGACCAAGGGAAGUUGUGAAAUUACAACAAGGGAAUACUGUACCUUCAUGCAUGGUUACUUCCACGAAGAGGCCACCCUUUGUUCACAGGUCCACUGUUUGGAUGAGGUGUGCGGCUUACUGCCAUUCCUAAACCCCGAAGUCCCUGAUCAGUUUUACAGACUGUGGCUCUCGCUUUUCCUUCAUGCUGGGAUCAUCCAUUGUUUGGUGUCGGUGAUUUUCCAGAUGACGGUCUUACGUGACUUAGAGAAGCUGGCAGGCUGGCUUCGUAUCUCCAUCAUCUAUAUUUUGAGUGGUAUUACAGGGAACCUAGCCAGUGCCUUAUUCCUGCCCUACAGGGCUGAGGUCGGUCCAGCAGGAUCUCAGUUCGGUCUUCUGGCGUGCCUCUUCGUUGAACUUUUCCAGAGCUGGCAGAUCUUGGCCAAGCCUUGGAAGGCAUUGUUAAAGCUUUGUGGCAUCGUUCUCUUCCUGUUCCUCUUCGGGCUCCUUCCCUGGAUUGAUAACAUAGCCCAUAUUUUUGGUUUCUUGAGCGGUCUUAUGCUCUCUUUUGCCUUCCUCCCCUACAUUACGUUUGGCAAUGUCGACAAGUACCGCAAGAGGGCGAUGAUCAUGGUUUCUUUGAUGGUCUUCAUUGGUCUUUUUGCCUCUCUAGUCAUCUGGCUCUAUGUUUAUCCCAUCAACUGGGCUUGGAUAGAAUAUCUCACUUGUAUUCCCUUCACCAACAAGUUCUGUGAGAAAUAUGACAUAGACCAGGUGCUCCACUAACUUUCCGAAUCGUGGCGGCUACUUGAACAAAGAACUUGAAGGUCCUGAAGAUCUCAGAAGUCUGAGCUCGGAUUAAAACUCUUGGAUUUUUCUAUCCGUUUCGACGUGACUAAUGUGAAUGACCACUCUGGGCAAUAGGUACUUGAUCUUUUUAUUUAGUGCCAGUAGUGACCUGGACGUCUCUGAGCCAAUUCUAGAGUUAGUCCAAAUCUCAGUGCCUACAAUGGAUCCCACUGAUUUGAUGGUGGAUGUUAUUUGGAGGCGCCAAAGGAGGGUGAAUGAGCUUUGCCAAGACUGGAAGACCUCACCAGCUCAGGAAUCACCCCCCCUAACUUAUGCAUUAGGUGUAAAACCCUCAACAGCAGAGGUAAUGUCCAGCAUGGUCAUAUUUAAGAACAGCAACAGCUGAGAGAAUGGGAACGUUUUUUACGAAGAAAACCCUAAAGCUCCCGUUCCAGGUUGUUGCCGUUUUCUGGUAGAAUCGCUGCCUCUACGGAUCAAUGAGUCUCACUCCAGUUUACAGACAAAACUCUAGUAUAGAGAAAACAAUAGGGGAAACACUAGGCCCUGCCUAAGAGACUGUCAUAAUAAAGUGCACAUUUACUAGGGCCAAAGUAUAGUUACAUUUCAACCUCAGAGGAACUCUAGGCCUAUACAUUUCUAUGUAACUCCACCUUCUCCUAACCCAAAUUUAUACCCUUGACCAGUUCCCUAUUUUCAACAGGUGAAGACUAAACUAGUCUGAUGGAUGUUCCUUUCUGGACCUCCAUGUUUUCAAGGGCUGUGAUCACAUUCUGGGCGUGCUUGCACUUCGCAGGGGUUACGGGGGUGCUUGCAUCAUACAAAUAUAGGUUCAUGUGGGGCAGUUAACCAACAUUGGACUUAGAGGGGUACUCCGUUGCUCAGCGUUUGGAACGCUGGAGCCGGCGGUGGGUAGCUCGUGAUGUAAUAGCCCCGCCCCCUCGUGACAUCACGUCCCGCCCCCUCAAUGCAAGUCUAUGGGAGGGGGCGUGACGCCCCCUCCCAUAGACUUGCAUUGAGGGGGUGGGGCUAUGACGUCACGAGCUCCCGGCUCCAGCGCUCGGAACAGUUUGUUCCAAACGCUGAGCUACGGAGUACCCCUUUAAUGAUGACAUAACAUGCACUUCGCCCAACCAAAAUUUACAGCCUUCGCCCAUUACUGAUCAAGACUGAACUAGUCAGAUGGAUGUUCCUUUCUGACCCUCUACAACUUUAAGGGCUUUUAUGACUUUAUGGGCAUGCUUGCACGUUGCAGGGCUUACGGGCGUGCUUGCAUUAUUCAGGAACACCCUGUAUACAUUUAUAGGUGAGUGUAGGGUAAUUUACCAACAUUGUCCUAAAUUAUCACAAUAAAGGGGAACUCCGGUACUUAAAGGGGUUAUCCAGGAAACAUUUAUAUUUAUAUAUAUAUAUAUAUAUAUAUAUAUAUCUCAACUGGCUCCAGAAAGUUAAACAGAUUUGUAAAUUACUUCUAUUAUUAAAAAAAUCUUAAUCCUUUCCCGUACUUAUGUGCUGCUGAAGUUGAGUUGUUCUUUUCUGUCUAAGUGCUCUCUGAUGACACGUGUCUCGGGAACUGUCCAGAGUAGAAGCAAAUCCCCAUAGCAAACCUCUUCUACUCUGUGCAGUUCCCAAGACAAGCAGAGAUGUCAGCAGAGAGCACUGUUUCCAGACAGAUAAGAACAACUCAACUUCAGCAGCACAUAAGUACGGGAAAGGAUUAAGAUUUUUUUAAUAGAAGUAAUUUACAAAUCUGUUUAACUUUCUGGAGCCAGUUGAUAUAUAAAAAAAUAGUUUUUUUCCUGGAAUACCCCUUUAACAAUUUAUCCCCUAUCCACAGAAUAGGGAAUAAAUUGUUGCCCGGCACCCGACUCCCAGCACUGAGCUGUGUUCAUCACGCCUCCUCCAUGCAUCUCUAUGGGAGAGCCAGACAUAGGUGAACGCUGUAAAUGCGGCUCUCCCAUAGAGAUGCAUGGAGAGGACGCGUCGGCCAUUGCCCCAUGCGAUGGUCGACACAGCUCCUUGCACGGAGCCAGGGUGCUGGGCAGGAGGGUACCAGUGAUCAAACACCCCGUGAUCAGACACUUAUCCCCUAUCGUGUCGAUAGGGGAUACGUUAAAGGAGUACUAUGGUGCUUUUUUUUUUUUUUUUAUUAUUAACCCUCCGUGCCCGGGCUGCC
Messenger RNA from Hyla sarda, 5775 nucleotides. RefSeq names its product rhomboid 5 homolog 2 (gene RHBDF2). Gene Ontology annotation, biological process: regulation of protein secretion; regulation of epidermal growth factor receptor signaling pathway. Lineage: Eukaryota; Metazoa; Chordata; Amphibia; Anura; Hylidae. The transcript is spliced from 19 exons. Gene Ontology annotation, cellular component: endoplasmic reticulum membrane. The record is from RefSeq and is a predicted model, not a curated record. Gene Ontology annotation, molecular function: serine-type endopeptidase activity. Bases 1110 to 3578 code for a protein of 822 amino acids.